This is a messenger RNA of Perognathus longimembris pacificus (Pacific pocket mouse), 5862 nucleotides long. It is a transcript of the gene Ksr1, whose product is annotated as kinase suppressor of ras 1. Bases 1109 to 3604 code for a protein of 831 amino acids. Gene Ontology annotation, biological process: protein phosphorylation. The transcript has 20 exons. The record is from RefSeq and is a predicted model, not a curated record. Gene Ontology annotation, molecular function: ATP binding; protein kinase activity. Lineage: Eukaryota; Metazoa; Chordata; Mammalia; Rodentia; Heteromyidae.
GUUUGCCUUUUGAGUAGCUGGGACUACAGGUGUGUACUACCAUGCCUGCUUCAUGUGAAUUUAGUGAGUCUUCUGUUGUUGUUAGGAUGGAUUUAUGUGCUAUACCUGAGAUGUCUCAUGUCUCAUUCAGUUCUUCCAGUAUCCUUAUGAGCAGACAAUGCUGUUAUCUUUGUAUACCAUAGAGAUAUAGAAAUGAAGUGACAUGUCACUUAGAAGUCAUGAGUGGUGGAGCCAGAAUUUGUAUCCUAGAAGUCUGGAUGCAGAGCUGGGACACAAAAAUUUCCUUUUCCUCCUCUGCCCACCCCCCUUUUUUCUCUUACUGAUAUUCUCAUACACUUCUUAGGGAUAGGUCCACAUUAGACAAUCCCUCUGUAAUGCCCCAAAUCUUACCUUAUUUUUGUUUACUCUAAAAAUGAUAGAUGUUUUAAAGUAGCCUUUUCUAAAUCUAAUUACAAAUGUUCAUUGUAGGAAAACUCAAAGUGAUAGUAAAGCUUGGAAAGGAGAAUGAAACCCCUACAUAACUGUGCCGGGCACUGUUAGCCAGCAUCUGACUGCUGUCCUUGGUCUUCCUCAUAGAUAAGGGAGGGUUACAGUUUGGUGGCGGGGGGGAGACCCUGGGAGCAGGUUAACAGCUGUGCAUGCUCUUUUGCAGCUGUCUCGUGUGCCAUUCACGGCUUGCUGCACUUCUCAGGGCUCUUCUGUGAGUUUUUAAAGCACCAGGCCCUAAAUGCAUGACAGGCUGUAGGUAGAGUUCACAUGAAGGGCAGGGGUUCCCCACAUGACUCAUUAGGCGCUGGGAGAUGACAGUGUCUUGUGUUAACACAGAUCCUGGCUUUUGGAGUAAGGCAACAAGCAAGGCAGCCCUUUGCAUCUGUGGCCUGGCAUCCCAGAUCCCCAAUCCCCCGCCACCCGCUGGGUGCCUCUCACCCAGCACCUGCUCUGGGAGCUAUGUGCUGACUCUCCAGCUUCCAGGCACAGACUAUUUUUGGCUCUAGUGACUGUUCACUACGGCCAUGAAAACAGAAACCCCUCUCCCUGCCUCACUCUUCCCCGGGACUCUGCACCGUGGGCGGGGGCUGCCGAGAGCCCUGCGCUUGGGUCCUGCACCAUGCAUUGCCUGUGGAGCUGGGUGACAGCCAAGGCUUCGAGGGACACAGGGUCCCCACGACCCAUCUUGUCAAGAGGGGCCCAAGGCCUAUGCCAACACCCACUGGAGGAGGAGAGUUGCCUUGAGAUCCCCCGAAAUUUCACACUGGACGUUCUGCUGGAGAUGGACGAAGCCAAGGCAAAGGAGACACUGCGGCGCUGGGGGGCCAGUGCAGAGGAGUGUAGCCGCCUGCAGCAAGCCCUCACGUGCCUGCGGAAGGUGACAGGCCUGGGAGGGGAGCACAAGGAGGAUGCAGGCUGGAGCUCCUUGGAUGCUCGGCGUGGAAGUGGCUCGGGGCCAUCUGUGGACACCCUGUCCCCUGCCUGCCUGCCCUGGCCCCCAGGGAGUGCCCAGCUGGGCAGAACGAGCAACAGCACUCAGGGCCCCCGCUCCAUCUCCGUCUCUGCUCUGCCAGCCUCUGACUCCCCAGCCCCGGGCCUCAGUGAGGGCUUCUCAGACACCUGUAUCCCUCUGCACGCCAGUGGCCGGCUGACGCCCCGGGCCCUGCACAGCUUCAUCACGCCCCCCACCACACCCCAGCUGCGACGGCAUGCCAAGCUGAAGCCACCCCGGACGCCCCCGCCACCCAGCCGCAAGGUCUUCCAGCUGCUGCCCGGCUUCCCCACGCUCACCCGCAGCAAGUCCCAUGAGUCCCAGCUUGGGAACCGCAUUGACGAGGUCUCCCCGGUGAGGUUUGAUCUCCAACAUGGAUCCCCACAGAUGGUACGAAGGGACAUUGGACUCUCAGUGACACACAGGUUCUCCACCAAGUCCUGGCUGUCACAGGUGUGCCAUGUGUGCCAGAAGAGCAUGAUGUUUGGAGUGAAGUGCAAGCAUUGCAGAUUUAAAUGUCACAACAAGUGCACAAAGGAAGCACCGGCCUGUAGAAUAUCCUUCCUUCCAUUAGCAAGGCUCCGGAGGACGGAAUCUGUCCCCUCGGAUAUCAACAACCCGGUGGACAGAGCAGCGGAACCCCAUUUUGGAACCCUCCCCAAGGCACUGACAAAGAAGGAGCAUCCUCCAGCCAUGAAUCACCUGGACUCCAGCAGCAACCCAUCCUCUACCACGUCCUCUACACCUUCUUCACCAGCGCCUUUCCCAACCUCAUCAAACCCAUCCAGUGCCACCACUCCCCCCAACCCUUCACCUGGCCAGCGGGACAGCAGGUUCAACUUCCCAGACAUUUCAGCCUUUCCACAAGCAGCCCCUCUCUCCAGCACAGCUGACACUACCCGGCUUGAGGAGCCACCCAAAGCAGAUGGAUUGGAGGUACGUGAAGUGGAGGCUGAGGAGCCAGAAGCUGGCAAGUCAGAAGCAGAAGAUGAUGAGGAUGAAUUAGAUGACCUUCCUAGCUCCCGACGACCCUGGCGGGGUCCCAUCUCUCGCAAGGCCAGUCAGACCAGCGUGUAUCUGCAGGAGUGGGACAUCCCUUUUGAGCAGGUGGAGCUGGGCGAGCCCAUCGGGCAGGGUCGCUGGGGCCGAGUGCACCGGGGCCGCUGGCAUGGUGAGGUGGCCAUUCGCCUGUUGGAGAUGGAUGGCCACAACCAGGAUCACCUGAAGCUGUUCAAGAAGGAGGUGAUGAACUACCGGCAGACGCGGCAUGAGAACGUGGUGCUCUUCAUGGGUGCCUGCAUGAACCCACCCCAGCUGGCCAUCAUCACCAGCUUCUGCAAAGGGCGGACAUUACACUCCUUUGUAAGGGACCCCAAGACAUCUCUGGACAUAAACAAGACAAGGCAGAUCGCUCAGGAGAUCAUCAAGGGCAUGGGCUACCUUCACGCCAAGGGCAUCGUGCACAAAGACCUGAAGUCCAAGAACGUCUUCUACGACAAUGGCAAGGUGGUCAUCACAGACUUCGGGCUGUUUGGGAUCUCGGGUGUGUUCCGAGAGGAGCGGCGAGAGAAUCAACUGAAGCUGUCCCAUGACUGGCUGUGCUACCUGGCCCCUGAAAUUGUGCGAGAGAUGACCCCCGGGAAAGAUGAGGACCAGCUGCCAUUUUCCAAAGCUGCUGACAUCUAUGCAUUUGGGACUGUUUGGUAUGAGCUACAAGCAAGGGAUUGGCCCUUUAAACACCAACCUGCAGAGGCCUUAAUCUGGCAGAUCGGGAGCGGAGAAGGAGUGAAGCGAGUCCUGGCCUCUGUCAGCCUGGGGAAGGAAGUCAGCGAGAUCCUGUCUGCCUGCUGGGCUUUUGACCUGCAGGAGAGACCCAGCUUCAGCCUGCUGAUGGACAUGCUGGAGAAGCUGCCCAAGCUAAACCGGCGGCUAUCCCACCCGGGGCACUUUUGGAAGUCAGCUGAUCGCUGGCGGAGCCGCUACUACGGGAAAGGACGUUACGGUCACCCUGACUUUAAGAACUCCUGUCCGGUUCUGGAGGAAUACAUGAACAGCAGUAAAGGGGUUCCCCGCUUUGAAAGGUUCGGCCUGGGCACCCUGGAGUCCAGUAAUGCAAAGAUGUAGCCGCUGGGCCCCUUGUGCUGCCCACUCCUUUCUUUUCCUCACUGUGUUUCUAAAACACACAAGCUACCACCAUGACAAAACAUAAAAAUACUAAAAGCCACUCUGUCAGCCCAGCACUGCAUACCAGGACAGGAGACUCCAUUCAGGCUGUUCCUUACCAAGAUACAUGGGGCCUGGAGACAGAGCCCUGCCUGCCAUUAAAGAUGGCCCCACACCAACCAGCCCUGUCUCGACCGACAGCCAAUGUUUACAUGAGCAUUUCUGCUGAGCAAACUCAUCGUUUUACAAUAGGUAAUAAUAAACAAUGUGUGCCUACGUGCACUGGCAGCAAGGGAUGGCAGACCAUCCCCAUCUGAAGGACCUUGUCACAGAGAGGGCCUCAGGCUGGGCCCGAAGGAAGAAGAGCAUUGUGACUGUGGCUGCUCCGGGCUGCAGAGCUGGGGACAUGAAGUCUGACCUGGCCUGGGGAAGCCCCCUCUGUGGGACUCUCCCCACGCAGUUCCCUUCUUCUCUCCCAGAGGAGACCCUGGCUAGCAAGAGCUGGAACACAGAGGGCAGGAGUUCCUAGAAGGCUGGAUUCACCUUCUGACCCCUGGAUCACAGAUCCAGGAUGCCCUUGCUGGAAAAGUAAACCCAGAAUUCAAGUGAUGCCUGAAGGCUCCCAGCCAGGGUUUCUACCGCAAGGCAGAGACAUUUGUGGAGUGCUCUCUCAUGAAGCCCCAGUCACCAAAGCAGUGGGACUCAGGGCUUCCUCCCAGGGCCUGGCCCAAGCUGAGCACUAGCCAUGUAGCUGCACACACACUGAGAUGAGAACGGAGAAGAUGGCACAAAGAAACAGAAGUAGGCAGCCAGCAGGUACCUGAGCUCCCGCCAAGCGUCUCAGUGACUUUAGAACCACAUUGUUAGCCAUGCUAUAAUGUUCUAGAACUACUCACCUCUUCUCACUCACCUUAACCCAUCUCUGCUGCUUUAUCUGAGCUCCGAUACAGGCACCCUUUCAUCCAGACCCUCCUAGCAAGCCACCACUCUGCACAGCCUCCGUAGCAGCCUGUGUCCAUGCAAAGCAGCAGGAGGCUGGACUUGAGAGCCAGCUGAAUGUUGGCCUCCGCACCCCCACUAGAAACUGCUGCCCGCAGGCUAGAGUUCCGAAGGGCAGAGGGCCUUAGGUGGAGAUGAGGUUCAGUGGGCUCCACAGCACUAAAGGAGAAAAGUGAUGGGGGGGAGGGGCGGAGAUGUGAUUGGAGUCAGGCCCACAGGUUUGGGGCUCAGAUGGGGGGGGAGGGGAGCAGGGACCAUGAGGCUCCAGCCUCUUUUAGUCCCUAGAAAAGCCCUGGUUUUCAGAGCCUUCCCCACCAGCUGGGGUCCAGAUAUUACUUAGUCCUCGGUUGAGAGAGCCUGUGGAGUUGCCUUUGCGUGCAUGCUCAUGUGCUUGCGCAUACACACAUACACACAGCCUUGGAGAGCGCAGCUUACACAGUGCUGCCUGUGCCCAGGGACGGUGGUAUCUUCUCCCUGAUCUUCACCCUGGUAGGUGUGGGAGGAAGAAGGAGGCACUGCAAGCCAGUGGCCUAUUGUUGGGCCUCAUCCUUUUGGCUCCUCGUCAGCCCUUGCUGUGACCUCCUACCCCCAUACCAAACUUCGUGUGGCUGCCACAUGCCUGAGCUUCCUCAAGGUCCCAGUGCAGCCAGCCGUUUUGUUGUGACCUUGGCCCCUAGGGCUAGAUAGCAGCUGAGCAAGUCAAGGGAACUCAGUUCCUCCCUGAUCCUAGGCUAGAGUGGGGUCACAGAGGGGCUACAGGAAGCGAGUCCAGAUCUAGCUUUGCAUGGCGGUGGUCACAGCCAGCUCCAGCUGAGCCUCUGCAGUGUAUGUGGUCUUGUGCACGUGUUGGGAUCCAGAGAUAGGGGUGGUCACAGUUCCACACUCAGGAGCUGCCUUUCUUUCUAAGGGCCUAGUGUCUGCCAGAAACCUAGGAGCCACUUGGCCCCCAGUUUGGAACUGAGGUGCUAGGGACCCCUCCUCCCAGGCCUAGGCAACAUCUCUAGCUGUCUCCACAACCUCUGCUCUGCCUGUUGUUUAAGGAAGUCCCCCACAAUGCUCCCUUGUCCCUUUUUUAUUUAAGCAACUGUGAAUUGAGGUGCAGAAGGUGUGCUGGGCCUUCGGUGUGCUUUCCUUGCCCACCUCAGAAACACGCGAAGGACAACAGAUACUGUGAAUUCAGUCCCCGUGGCCCAUGGUGAAGGGGAUGGGGAAGGUGGGGG